AUGAGCAGAUACGUCGCCUUCGAAGUCUAUUGGUACAUCGAGGAUGGCUUUGCCUUCGCCGCCUUCACUCUUGUUGCAAUUGCCAACGAGCUUCAAAUCUUUGUCGAAGACCACGCACCAGCCAUAGAGGAGGACUGCCUCCCGCAACCAGCGAUCCGCGUCUCGUUUUGA
Messenger RNA from Coniosporium apollinis CBS 100218, 171 nucleotides. RefSeq lists its product as uncharacterized. The coding region runs from base 1 to 171 and encodes 56 amino acids. The transcript has 3 exons. NCBI's taxonomy places the organism in Eukaryota, Fungi, Ascomycota, Dothideomycetes. The record is from RefSeq and is a predicted model, not a curated record.